Caenorhabditis sp. 36 PRJEB53466 is the source of this 3174-nucleotide messenger RNA. The record is from the annotation of a GenBank genome assembly. Lineage: Eukaryota; Metazoa; Nematoda; Chromadorea; Rhabditida; Rhabditidae.
AUGAAUUCUCUUCUUCGGCUGAGCCACCUGGCCGGACCAGCCCACAUCCGCGCACUCCACUCGUCUUCCUCCAUCUGGGUACUCACAAACUGAGUUUUCUUGCCAAAAUUACCUCGAAUUUUUGCAGAGCAAGGUGUCACUCAGUAAAUUCGAGCCAAAUGCGUACCUUCCUUACGAGAGACUUUCGCAGAAUGUGAAAAUCGUCAAGGACAGGUGUGUGAACAGUUCGAAAAGUGUCGGGGGGCCAAAGUAUAUCGUUCGCUUAUCAAAAAUGUUUGUGGCGUUGGCUUGUCAUGUGCGCACUGAUAUCAUUUCACGUAUACAGUGUACUUCCAGUUUUGAUUUCUUUCAAAAUUCGUCUUGAAAAAAAUUCGAGGAAAGCUUUUAGUGAUCCUUCCAAUCACAAGUCAAGCUUUUCGGGCCAAUGGGUCGCCGAGACAAACAGAGUUCUCGUUGUAAUGGGAAGGCGCGCGCGUCAGUGGAAUUGAGAGAGAAAGAGUAAGAUUCUCUCUUCUCGUUCCCUCAGUUCUUUGGUCAAUGCAAACACGCUGGCCGUGAUUGUGUGACGAUAAUAUGGUCUGCAAUAGGCGACGAAGUGUUUCGAUGCAAUUCAAACUAUUCUUUGUUGCUCUGUGGUUGUAAUAAACAAAAGGAGAACAUCAAACGCUUCUGAUCUAUCACGAGACAGCUCGAAAUACCACAUGUGACGUGGGACACUUGCCAAGUCUCCAGACUGAUCGCACUUUGGAGGGGUCAUGUUUGCGGAGCGAGAAACAUGAGUGUACUUUGCUCUAAAGACUACAAGAAACUUGAACUUUAAAACCACACAAAACAAUAGACCUCUAGCUGCUUUUGUAAAGAAUAAUCUUAAAAAUUGAGAGAAAACCAACUCAAAUUCUAAUUCUCAGACUGAAACGCCCGUUGACGCUCUCCGAGAAGAUUCUCUAUGGACAUUUGGAUCAGCCAAAAUCGCAGGAAAUCGAGAGAGGAGUAUCCUACCUCCGUCUCCGUCCGGAUCGUGUCGCCAUGCAAGACGCCACCGCCCAGAUGGCCAUGCUCCAAUUCAUCAGCUCCGGACUCCCGAAGACCGCCGUCCCAUCCACCAUCCACUGCGAUCACUUGAUCGAGGCUCAGAAGGGAGGAGCUCAGGAUUUGAGCCGUGCUAAGGUAAGAAACUAAGGAAUUUAGAGUAGAUUCAAACAAAAUGUAGUGUUUAGGAACUCAACAAAGAGGUCUACAACUUCCUCGCCACCGCCGGAAGCAAGUAUGGAGUCGGAUUCUGGAAGCCGGGAUCUGGAAUUAUCCAUCAGAUUAUUCUCGAGAAUUACGCUUUCCCAGGACUUUUGCUCAUCGGAACCGACUCGCACACGCCGAACGGAGGAGGACUCGGAGGACUUUGCAUCGGAGUCGGAGGAGCCGACGCCGUUGACGUGAUGGCCGACAUUCCAUGGGAGCUCAAGUGCCCGAAGGUGAUCGGAAUCAAGCUUACCGGAAAGCUGAGCGGAUGGACUUCUGCCAAGGACGUCAUCCUGAAGGUCGCCGACAUCCUCACCGUCAAGGGAGGAACUGGAGCCAUCGUCGAGUACUACGGUCCAGGAGUCGAUUCGAUCUCUGCUACCGGAAUGGGAACCAUCUGCAACAUGGGAGCCGAGAUCGGAGCCACCACCUCGGUGUUCCCGUACAACGAGAACAUGUACAAGUACCUCGAGGCCACCGGACGCAAGGAAAUUGCUGACGAGGCGAAGAAGUACAAGAGCCUUCUGACCGCCGACGAAGGAGCUCACUACGACCAGAUUAUCGAGAUCGACCUCAACACGCUUACUCCACACGUCAACGGACCGUUCACCCCGGAUCUUGCCUCGCCAAUCGACAAGCUCGGAGAUAACGCCAAGAAGAACGGAUGGCCAUUGGACGUGAAGGUCUCGCUCAUUGGCUCGUGCACCAACUCCUCCUACGAAGACAUGACCCGUGCCGCUUCCAUCGCUAAGCAGGCCCUCGAUAAGGGACUCAAGGCCAAGACCAUCUUCACGAUCACCCCGGGAUCCGAGCAGGUCCGUGCCACCAUCGAGCGUGACGGACUCUCCAAAAUCUUCGCUGAUUUCGGAGGAAUGGUUCUCGCCAACGCUUGCGGACCGUGCAUCGGACAGUGGGACCGUCAGGAUGUGAAGAAGGGAGAGAAGAACACCAUCGUCACCUCGUACAACCGUAACUUCACCGGAAGAAACGACGCGAACCCAGCCACCCACGGAUUCGUCACUUCCCCGGAUAUCACCACCGCCAUGGCCAUCUCUGGACGUCUCGACUUCAACCCACUCACUGAUGAGCUCACCGCCGCCGACGGAAGCAAGUUCAAGCUCCAGGCACCGACUGGACUCGAUCUGCCACCAAGAGGAUACGACCCAGGAGAGGACACCUUCCAGGCUCCAGCUGGAAGCGGAAACGUCGACGUUGCGCCAACCUCUGAACGUCUUCAGCUCCUGGCUCCGUUCGAUAAGUGGGACGGAAAGGAUCUUGAGAACUUGAAGAUUCUGAUCAAGGUCAAAGGAAAGUGCACGACCGAUCAUAUCUCGGCCGCCGGACCAUGGCUGAAAUACCGUGGGCACUUGGACAACAUCUCCAACAACCUCUUCCUGACGGCCGUCAACGCCGAGAACGGAGAGAUGAACAAGGUGAAAAACCAGGUGACCGGAGAGUACGGAGCCGUCCCAGCCACCGCCCGCAAGUACAAGGCCGAUGGAGUCAGAUGGGUGGCCAUCGGAGACGAGAACUACGGAGAGGGAUCUUCCCGCGAACAUGCCGCUCUCGAGCCACGUCAUCUCGGAGGACGCGCCAUCAUCGUCAAGUCGUUCGCCCGUAUUCACGAGACGAAUCUGAAGAAGCAGGGAAUGCUCCCACUCACCUUCGCCAACCCAGCCGACUAUGACAAGAUUGACCCAUCGGACGACGUCUCGAUCGUCGGACUCAAGACCUUUGCCCCAGGAAAGCCGCUCAAGGCCAUCUUCAAGAAGACCAACGGAUCCAAGGUACACAGAAAACAAACGAAUUGACUAGAAUUGCAAUUGUUUAUAGGUCGAAGUUGUCCUGAACCACACUUUCAACGAGCAGCAGAUCGAAUGGUUCAAGGCCGGAUCGGCGCUCAACCGGAUGAAGGAAGUGUUCUCGCAACGGAAAUAA